Molecule: messenger RNA, 1828 nt
Organism: Suillus clintonianus
Lineage: Eukaryota; Fungi; Basidiomycota; Agaricomycetes; Boletales; Suillaceae
Exons: 5
Coding region: 1-1764 (587 amino acids)
Source: RefSeq, a predicted model, not a curated record
AUGCUUGUAUCAACAACCAAUACCAUCCGCGUUAAUUCGUCACAUCAUUUUAGAGUUCGCUCCAGGGCUGCUGCCAGUGCCCUCAAUCGAUUUAUCGAUACUUUCGCGUUGUCUCGCAGUAAGCUAUUUCUCCUUCGCGCAUCUGGAGUAGCCAACCUCGGUGAAAAGCAGAACGCGGACAAAGUUCCAUUCAGCCAGUUCCCAAAUAUGCCUCUACGAUGGUAUUUGCCAUCGCCUAUAAGCUACCCACUCGCUCCUUCGGCUAGUCCACAGCAUUCAUUUUUCUCCCCACUUCGCUAUUCGGGCAAGACAGAAGCUGUUGCUGGAUCUGGAUCUGACUCGUAUUUCUUAUCAUCGUCCUCGGGGACCAUCUCAGGGGAAUAUCGACUCCCUUCCUCGUCACGAGCCCCUGGAGUCACUUUUCCUCAACCUGUCGUGGCUAUGGCCAUUUCGUCCACUGGUCAUGCGCUUUUCGAUAGACCUUCCCAACUCCCCCUUUUCACCCAUAAUCCCAACAAUAACGACAUGUUGAUUUCGUUGCCAUCUCUGUUGGGUCCACCUACAACCCCAACAUCGUCGUCUUCGUCAUCCCCGUUUGCGACCAGCAGGAGCCGUGCCGUGUCACGCAUUGCGGCCAUGCGAAGGAAUGAAGACAGUUCUACUGACGGUAAUUCUGAUGAGGAUACAUCUUCUUCAUUUACUGCCGCACCAUCCGCAACCCUUGCCACUGACUCUAAAGGUAGUAAGGGGGAAGAAACCAAGACAACCCAGAGUCACAGUAGCGGACCACCACCUGGUCAUGGUUCAUCCACAGAUACGCCGGUCCCAGAUGCUCCCACAACAGUAGUUACGUCAUAUUAUACGCCAAGCGAGCAGGACGCCACCACUCUCCUUACAACUGCAACACCAACCACAGCAAUUGUGAGUGGCACUUCGACCACUCCAGUUUCACCAGAUAUCACCAAAGGACCGCAUGUGCUCAUUUCACAGUCUUCGGUGGUGAUGAUGACCAUCACCUCCGAAUGGACAUCCGGGGGGCAUACUUAUCUAACAACAAUGACAUUGGGGAGCAUUAGUCUUGCGAGUGUCCAACCUUCGUCCACCGGAACUGUUGCAUCUGCUCCGUCUACAUCUGAGUCCAGUCAUCUUUCCCUGAUAUUGGGACUUGUUUUUGCGGUGGUUUUUCUUGUCGCCCUUGGCGUAAUAAUCUACAAAUGGCGGCGGCGGCGGCGGCGGGCUGGGUUACUCCCACAGCCUCCACUGUCAGAUCAUGAGAACCGUGACUACCAAGAGUGGUUGCUGAGAGACCCAGCUCCACUGGUCGCGACACCAGCUACGCUGAGAGGAAACACUCCUACUCCCCCACUUGUGGAAAGGGUAUCUCAUUGGCGAUCAAGAUGCCGCUCCCAAGGGGACAGUUCGUUGCCGAUGAGUGAGGUGCUCUCGGACCCUUUUGCGGAUGGUUCUUUCGCAGUUACUUCACAGACAAGUGAGCCUGCACCGAACAACCACUUUGCGAUAUUCGGCGAAAGCCUCAGUACGCUGCACACGACUGACAACUCGGAGUUGAAUUUUCUUGCUCCCAUUCCCUCGAAUGCUGGGACUUCUAUUCAUUCGUCAUACUUUUCUCCGACUGGUCAUUAUCACGGGAGGCCUCCCCCACCUGACACGUCGACAUCAGACGCAACGGAAAAAUCAUCACCGGUCUUUCACGCUGGUAGUGAGCGUUCGAGGGCUCUAUUGGAUGAGGCACGUAGGAGUUAGGUGGUGUUAGACAGAUAUUCCCAACCCUUUGGUCCAUUUGGUAGAUGUGUUGGUUCAACUUGAC